AUGUUAACCGACGGUGAGAUUGGUCUUCUGUUCCGUUACAUCUCGUCAACGGUACAUCCGAAGCUGGAUUUGCCGUUCUCGCAAGUUGAGCGUCGCUGCUUGGGACGUUCGAAACAGGUUGUGAAACGCUAUUUGACGUUAUCGAAGAAUCCAUGCAAGAAAACGCGAAGCAGCAUCUGGUGGGUUAUAUUAAUUCUUUGUGUUUUGCAUUUCUUCCACUCGUUUUUUUUAAAUGCGUUCGUUGAGAGCAGUUACGAAGUUAUGAAACUUCUUGGAUAG
Messenger RNA from Anisakis simplex (herring worm), 279 nucleotides. The record is from the annotation of a GenBank genome assembly. NCBI's taxonomy places the organism in Eukaryota, Metazoa, Nematoda, Chromadorea, Rhabditida, Anisakidae.